This is a messenger RNA of Argentina anserina (silverweed cinquefoil), 1588 nucleotides long. RefSeq names its product UBP1-associated protein 2A-like. Gene Ontology annotation, molecular function: RNA binding. The record is from RefSeq and is a predicted model, not a curated record. NCBI's taxonomy places the organism in Eukaryota, Viridiplantae, Streptophyta, Magnoliopsida, Rosales, Rosaceae. The transcript is spliced from 2 exons. The coding region runs from base 26 to 1372 and encodes 448 amino acids.
CCUCUUCACUCCAAACCCUGAAGAAAUGGGGAAGAUCCAAACCACCAAGAAGCGCCGCCUCGUCAAAACCGCCGAUAAAAACCUCGACAAAACCCCCACCACUCCUAAACUCGAACCAAAACCCCAACAACCACAACCACAACCACAACAAAACGACGACGUACAAGACCUCCCCCACAAGCAGCCCCACCAAACCGGGUCGGGUUCCGACUCCGACUCCGACUCUGACUCCGAGUCUCUCUCUCAGCUCCUCGAGCCCUUCUCCAAGGAGGAGCUCAUCUCCCUCAUCACCUCCGCCGCCUCCGCCGACCGCUCCCUCUGCAAACGCAUCCGCCGCGCCGCCGACGCCGACGUCUCCCACCGCAAGAUCUUCGUCCACGGCCUCGGCUGGGACACCAACGCCGAAACCCUCGCCGCCGCCUUCGCGCCUUUCGGCGAGGUCGAGGACUCCAACCUCGUCAUGGACAGAAUCACCGGCAAGACCAAAGGCUACGGCUUCGUCCUCUUCAAGACCCGCCGCGCCGCCCUCGACGCCCUCAAGGACCCCAAGAAGUCCAUUGGCAACCGCACCGCCUCCUGCCAGCUCGCCUCCGUCGGCCCCGGUACCAAUUCCAAUUCCAACACGGCGGCGCAGCCUUCUUCGUCUUCUAGCGGUCACUCCGACAUUCCCGGGAGGAAAAUAUACGUCAGCGGCGUGCCGCACGACGCCGACGCCGAUAAAUUGAAGGCUUUGUUCGCGAAAUUCGGAGAAAUCGAGACCGGGCCCAUGGGGUUCGAUUCGCAGACCGGAAAAUGCAGAGGCUUUGCUUUGUUCUUGUACAAGACUGUGGAUGGUGCGAAGAAGGCAUUGGAGGAGCCGGUGAAGGUAUUCGAAGGGCAGCAAUUGAACUGCCAGAAGGCCGCCGAGGGCUCGAAGAACAAGAACAACAACAAUGCAGCUGCGCCGCCGCAGCAGCAAAUGCAGACUCCACCGCUGGCCGCCGUGCCUGGUGCCCAGAAUUUGGCGUUUUUCGGACAGUAUCCGGGGUUUAAUCCAAUGUAUGGUGGGUUGAUGACUAAUAUUGGAGCUGCAUUGGUUCCAGGGGCUGGUAAUAUGAUUGCGCGGCCGUUGAACCCCGGUUUACUAGCAGGGGCGUUGAGUACUGGUGUUUUCCCAGCUGGACAGUAUGGUCAGGUGGCUGCUGGUGGGUUUGGUGGUGUGUCUCAUGGUAUGGGGAGUUUCGGUGCCGGAGGGUCGUUGCUUGGGUCAUACGGGUCUAUUGCGCCAAUUCCCACAAUGCAGGGCCUGCAGCAAGUUUAUCCAGGUUCACAGACGGGGCAAACAGCUACGGUUAGGCCUCAGGGGACUAGUGGGUACCAGCCUUAUCUGUGAGUAAGUGUGGCUGAAGUUCAGGAGGGAUGAUCAAUGACUCUUGGGAAAUGUUUAUCCUAAGCUUGCUUUUGGUUGAUCAGUUUUCCAUAGGGACGAAUUUGGAAUUAAAUAUAAUUUUCUCAUGGUUCAUAUCUUCCUCCUGCUUAGCAAUAACUUGAUGGAUGUUCCUGCUAUUAUUUUAUUUUUAUCUUUAGUCCAUCAAAUCAUCUUUCUCAA